Molecule: messenger RNA, 6985 nt
Organism: Scylla paramamosain (green mud crab)
Lineage: Eukaryota; Metazoa; Arthropoda; Malacostraca; Decapoda; Portunidae
Product: organic cation transporter protein-like
Exons: 13
Coding region: 16-1932 (638 amino acids)
Biological process (GO): transmembrane transport
Cellular component (GO): membrane
Molecular function (GO): transmembrane transporter activity
Source: RefSeq, a predicted model, not a curated record
UUGGGCGCUCGUGGGAUGCAUGUGGGGGGAGGGGGGGUGUUCCUACGCACGUCUGGGCGUCUGGCAGCGAACACGGCGUCCGGAUAUUUCAUUCUGCCACACCAGCAGGCCACAGCGGAUGACGGAUGUGUUCAGUUCCGGUGGCGCUACGAGAGAGGUAGGACGUGGUGCUACCAGACACUAUCGCCGACCUGGCCGCUGCCACCACCACCGCCAACACUAACACAUAAGAGUCCUGUCGCCAAGAUGAGCGGAAUUAACAAGUUUGACGACCUUCUCACGCACCUCGGCACUGGACCCUGGAACAUGCUCUACUUCCUCACCGCAUCCUACUGGCUUCUGCUGGUGCCUCCACAGUUCAUCAGUGGAGUGUACCUCGCGCCUGCCAUCAACUACACCUGCUUGCCUCCAGAAGGGAACGAGAGUGUAUUUGUGUCUGAAGACUCGUGCAGUUACACGAGAGUGACGGAGGCCGGGACGGAGGUGAAGGAGGCGUGCACCGAUUGGGACUUCGAUACCUCCGUCUUCAGCAGCACCCUCACCUCGGAGUUCUUCCUAGUGUGUGACAAGAGCAAGCUGCGGGCGACCUUCCAGAGUGUUUAUAUGCUGGGCACUUUCUUUUGUCCUCUGAUCGCCGGCUACCUCGCGGACAGAUAUGGACGCAAGGUGGUAGUGGUGGUGAUUCAGAUCCUACUCACACUCUUCUCAGUCAUCAUUAUUUUCUUUAACAACUUCAUCGUCAUCCUGGGAAUUCGUUUCCUCCUGGGCUGCUGCAACAUACUCACAUUUUUCAUCUACGCCCUGGAAGUGUGUGAGCCCAAGCACCGCGGCAUUGUGGGUAUCCUGAUCGGGUUGCCGUGGGCUCUGGGCACCAUGGCGUUUGGCGGCGUAGCCUACUUCAUCCGGGAGUGGCGGUGGCUGCAGCUCGCUGUUUCUCUUCCCAGUGUUCUGCUUUUUCCUUCUCUCUACUUCAUGGACGAGUCCCCGCGGUGGCUCAUCGUGCGGGGCCGCCACGACCAAGCAAUGCAGGUACUUCGCAAGGCGGCCCGCUGGAACCGUGUAACGCUGCAGCCAGAGGACGACCUCCGCGCCCUCAUGAAGGAGAUCCAGGAAGAGUCCGCGACGUGCUCGUCCACGCCUGCCAACACAGACAAGAAGACCAAGAAAUUCCGGUUCACCUUGCCUACCCUGCUCAGUACACGAGCCACACAAGUCAUCACUGCCGUGAUAUGCAUUGACUUUUUCGUUGUGAGUUUCGUGUUUGACGGCCUCAACUACAGUGGUGAUAUCUAUAACGCCGAUCCUUUCCUAUACAUUAUACUGAACGGUCUGGUGGAGGUUCCGAGCUAUUCCUUCACGGCGCUUAUUGUCCACCGUUGGGGCAGAAAAAUGCCCACUGUGGUAAGCUACGUGCUGAGCGGUGUCAUCAUCUUCGUGAUCGCCUUCAUCCCGCCAGACCUUUCUGAGCUGAUUUUGACGCUGGCCCUGGUUGGAAAAGUGUGCAUCAGUGGCGCCUUCCAGAUUAUCUGCUUGUAUUCCUCCGAGCUGUUCCCGACCGAGGUGCGGAUGCAAGGGAUGGGUGUCGCCAGUCUAUUUUCUCAGUUGGCGUCGACGGUUGUGCCGUUCAUCACUUCUGCCCUGGCUCCAGUGUUGCCAUGGCUGCUGUCACUCAUUUUCGGCAUAGCGGCGGCGACAGCGGGCUUGUUCACGGUGGUGCUGCGGGAAACGAAGGGCGUGCCGCUACCAGACACUGUCGCCGACCUGUCAGCCACCGCCACCAUCACUACUUCUACCACCACCAUCAUUACCUCCACGUCUGAAAAUCACGUCAAUAUAUGCCAAGAACCCAUGGUCAACAGCCACACCACAGACGGGUCGGAUGAGGAGACAUGCCAGAAGGAAGUGGACAGUUCAGUCCCGUGCCUUGCCUAGCCAAGAGACGUGAAGUACAACCAAAACUUAUCAAUGUGGAAAUAUUUCGUGGAGUUGCACAUGGAGAGACGGCUUUGGGCGAGUGUGGCUGACGGGAGUGGUGUAAUAUACUGCUUCAUGUAGGGCUUCAACAUGAUAGUUACGGCAUUUGAUAAGCGCCACGAUGAACUACGGGUAUUUAGUCAGAGAAAUGCGAGUAUAUAUUAAGCGAGAGACUUGCGAAAUUAUAAUCACACUAAGCAAUGGAUAUAGGUGAAAAUCAUAUAGGUUUACGAUGAAGAUGAUUGUAGUAAAGAUCUAUGGAAGUGUAGGAUGUUUAGAAAUAAGACUUAGUUAAUGCAAAGGUUGGCCUAAACUUCGGCACAGGAAAAAUUGAAAAAAAAAAAAAAAGAUACACGAAUGAUGGAAGGGAUGUUUUUGUUGACUUUGUAGGAUGGAAUAGUCUGAAAGCAUCGAACGCAUUUUAUAACAUAAGGAGGAUAAGAAAGGGAUACGAAAGAGCCUGGACGGUGAAGGAAAGAAUUAAAUUAACAUCAAACAUCAUUCUUACAAAGAAACUGAACAUGGCACGAAAUAUACCAAGCAAAGGAUAGCGUGAAGCAAAGUGGCACUAGAUGUAAACAAAAGAAGAGAAAAAUUACAAUGAAUGAUGAGUCCGGAUACUCGUAUUCGCUUAUGUCUCGAGAAAAUCCUGAAGGGUGUGGCGGACAUUGCUGACCGCACACAACACCAAGAAAUGUGAUGGUUCCUGCCAGCUGCUGAGGUGUAGAAGUGACAGUAAGUGGCUGGGUGCAGACUGCAGUUUAAUGUGCUGUUUGCAUUCCUUUCUGGUUCUGUUAAGAGUUUUCAUUUAUUUAUUUAUUAUUAUUUUUUUUUACCUUAACUCGGUUGGAACAUUUAUGCUAUUUACCUUUCUUUUUUAUUUCUAAUUCUUCUUGUAUGUGUGUGUGUGUGUGUGUGUUUAAAAACCUUUCGUAAGAUUUGCCACGUGGCGGAACACUUCGCCCGCCGCCCACAUUCCAUUCUUCGGUCCCCUGGGACCUGACGCCAGCCUCGGUCAACCACAUGGUGUGAGCACCCUUUGUCUUAGGACGUGAGGGCAAGCCUCACGCCCCUUGUCUCCGGACGCCAGCCCUGGCCGUGACCUGACCCGGCCAGCAACCACCCCUUACAUGAUCCCCAGUCAGUGUCCGCCUGGCCUCGGUGGCGGACACAUGACCGGCAGGCAGCUCACAUUUACUUUUGUAUAGUUUAUUUUAUCAAUAUAACGCAGUAGCAUUACCACUGUAUUUUCUUCUAGUGUUGUCCUAUUUUUUCUUGGCCUGUGAUUCCCUGUGCUGACGUCACAGCUAGUGUGAGUUUUGUUUGGCCACUGUUCUCUUUUCUGACGUCUCUGCUGUGUGAGUUUUGUGAUUCGCCAGUGCGUACUCACUUUUAUGAGGUCUUUGUUGUGAGCCUUGCGAUUGGCGAUAUGUCUUUGCAUCACCCCAUACGCUUUGUUCGCUGCGUGGACGCAGCGAGAUGGGUGGCCGAGCAAUAUGGCUCGCCCGCCGCCCGCAUUCCAUUCUCCGGUCCCCUGGGACUUGAUGCCAGCCUCGGUCAACCACGUGGUGUUCAUUUCAGUUCAGUUAGUAUUUUCGGGUAUUGCCUUUGCAACGGCACCCCUAAAAAAAUUUCUACUGUUGCUGCUGUUUCUGUCUUAUUAAACAUACUUUUUUUUUCUUUUUCCACAGUGAUGUUAUGAUAUUCUUAUAUUCUUGUUGUUUAUUAUUUUUAUCAAAGAGUAAGAUUUUUUUUCCAAUAUAUUUGUGUGAUAGGGUUGUUGGAGGGAGUCUUGUGGUGUUUCUGAUGUUUUGUAGUUUUGGGCAAUAUAGCAAAAAAUGUUCUAGGUUUUCUUCAUCGUAGUUGCACAGAGGACAGCUUGUUUCUUCAUUUCUAUGUUUACUACUCCAUCUCAACUCCAGAGUAUUUGUUCUAACCUUGAACAGCAAGUCAGAUUGUAAGGUGUUAUUUUAAACUGCUGUCUCCGUCUUGAUUUCAUAUUCAUACUUUCUGUAUAUAGCUAUACUGUGUUUGGUUUCUAAUUCUGCUUCCCAGCAUUCAGUGUCCCAAUCCUUGAUUUUGUUGCUUAUCUCUUCUUUUCUCAUUUUUCUUAUUCUAUUGACAUUUAAGAUAUAUAUAUGUCUUAACAGUUUUUGUCCAUGGAUUCGAAGUUUCCAUUAUAUCUUCAAAGAUUGUUUUUAGUAAUGUAUUGUUGCCUUGCAUAAUGUUUCUUAUAUAGUUGAGUUUGGUCUUCAUGUCUCUUGCUGUGUGAGAUGAUGCUCCUACUUCUCUUAUUGCACUGUUUGUGGUACAGACUGGGGCAUUCAUUACAUCUCUGUAUGCUCUGUUUUCUGCUUUUUGUAUCGUAACUAUUUCUUUCUUUGUAUAGUUUAUUACUUCUCCCCCAGACAUUAUUAGUGGUAGAACAACACUUUUCCAAGAUGUUGUUCCUAUGAGAACUUUAUUGCAGCUUCUUCUUGUGAUGGAUGGUAUCAUGUUUGCAUAUCUGUUUGCCUCUUGUAUAGCAUUUUUCUUAUUUUCAAGCAGAAAAACCCUCUUGUUCGUUAUUUUUGUUCCUAAAUACUUUAUUUGAUGAGUAACUUUUAUUUCUUCUAUGUUUUCCGUAGUACUAUUCGAGUUAAAAAUUAAUAUAUUGCUUUUUUCCUUAUUUAAUUGCAAUCCACAGUCCUCUGCGAUUUUUAUUAGUAACUUUAUAUUUUGUUUAGCCUCAUCUUCAUUAGUUACGAGAAGCAUUCCAUUGUCGGCGAAAAAUGCUGAGGCCAGGACACACACAUCACUCCUGAAUUUAGCACUGCAUUGGUUAAGUUUUUCGAUGAUAUAAUAACGUCACCAUAAGAAAUAUGACAGUUGACCCAUUGCAUUCUUGUGUUAUGCCAUUCGUUAUUUCAAUACUACACAUUUCUUUAUUAUUAAGGAAUAUUUUGGUGUUGUUCUCUGUAUAUACUUUGGUGAUGAGGUCAAUUAACUUUGGGUGUAUCUUAUAUUUUAGCAUUACUUUCAUUAACAUUUCUCUUUUACUAUCGAAUGCCUUUGCAAAGUCUACUGAUAUUGAUAUAAGUGAUUUCUUAUGUUCGUAACUCUUCUGUAUACAGCAAUUUAGUAUAAAUAGAUUGUCUGCUGCUCUUUUUAUUUUCAGUAUAUUCAUUUUGUUCUUCCAUUAAUUGAUCAUUUUCUUGUAGAUGUCUUUGCAUUAUAUUAUUUUUUUUUUAUGAUUGCCAUUAAUAAUUUAUAUGUGGUGUCUGUAAGGGCUAUUGGUCUCUGAUCUUUUAUUGUUGGUUUUGCCUUUUUCUCCAGUAAUGUAGUGUUUGAUGUUUUCCAUGUAUCCGGGAUUAUUCCAGUAUCAAUGACAUCAUUUAAUGCUUGUAGGAGUGUUUUACAUUUAUCAUUGUGUAUCAUAGCAAUAAGGAGUUCUGUCUUAAUUUCAUUGGGUCCUGCUGCUUUGUCUUUUUUAUUUGGUAUUCUAACUCAGUCAUUGCUGUUUUACAAUCUUUCAUUGGUUUUAUAUGAUCAGUAUUUAUCAUGAAUGAUGCAUCCAGGUGUUCUCUUAACUGAUGUGGUAUUAUUAAUUCAUUAUUAUCUAUAUUAGUUGAUUUAUUAUCGUAAUAGUUCUUGAGUGUAUUUUCAUAUUCUUGUUUUAUAUCAUUAUUAUUCCAUAUUUCAGGUAUAUUAUUUCUUUCCUUGUUCUAAAUUUUCUCCCAAAAUUCUUUAAUCUUCAUAGGAUACUUAUGUAUUUUCUCUUGUACUCCUUUUUCGCCAUAUAGUAUAAUCUCUUUUUUCUUCUCAUUACUUUUACUUCUUAACUUGUUUCUGUGCUGCCAAAUUUUUCUGUUGUUUUUUGUCUGCUUUUAUUUCUGAAGUUAUUUUUUCUUCAUGUUUUGUUAAUUCCCUUUUUAUUUUACUUUUUUGUUGUUGUUUGUAGUAUAGUUCCUUAUAUUUUCCUUUUUCUUCUAUAGUUCCUGAAUUUCGUAAUUUCCGGUUGAAUUCUUUUCUCUUUUUUAUUUCUGUUCUUAUUUCUUCAUUAAACCAAGUUGGUUCUAUUCUGCUAGCUUCCUCAUUUAGUUUUGCAUUCCCUAUUUUCCUUCUUAUGGUCCUUUUCAUUGUUUUAUCUGCUGCUUCUUUUAUUUUUAUUUCUAAGUUCCUUAUUCCUUUGUUGCUCCUUAUAUGUUAAAUCUGGUGCAAUAUACACUCCUUUAUAAUCAUCUUUAAUAGUAUUCCUUAAUUUCUUUACGUUCUUUAUUAUGUUCCAUUUCAUGUGGGACUCUGUUAGUUUGACUAGACCUGGUCUUGGUUUCCUUUCUUCAUUUUCUGUUGUUUGCUUCUUUCCUUACCUUGAUAUAUCCAUUAUCUCUACUUCCUCAAUCUAGUUAAUUUACAGACAGAUCCUUACAUUUUUUCAGGUCUUGCUGUGCUUGAUCUCUCUUAUUUAGGGUUUCAUCCUCUUCUAUGUUAAAAAUUACAAGGUCAUUUUUCCUUUUUUUUUUCCCUUUCCUCUCUUUCUUCCAUUAUCUUUAUGGUUUUCUUAAUUAUUCUCUCCCCCAUUUCAUUUUAUCUUUCCUCCCAUUUCUUAUCAGUAUUAUUAAUUCUAUGUUGAAAUUCCACUAUCUGGUUUUUUUUUUAGUUUCUUUAGUUGUUCCGUUAUCUCAGUAGUAUUAGUGCCUUAUCUUCCUCUGACUCUCCAACUAUCUUCAUUAGAUUACUUAUUUUUUUUUCAUUGCUUCAUCUUUUUUUCCCUCAUUAUUUUAAUGAGACAAAAGGGUGUGAGGGCAGGCCUCACACCCUUUGUCUCCGGACGCCAGGCCUGGCUGUGACCUGACCCGGCCAGCAACUACUACAUAUCCACUCAGUGUCCGCUCAGCCUUGCUGGUGGAUAUGCUGGUGAACAAACUAGUCCGUGUCCGCCUGGCCACGGUGGCAGACACAUGAACCGCAGGCAACUCACAUUAUUUACUUUUGUGUAGUUUAUUUUAUUAAUAUAAAGCAGCAGCAUUAC